ACUAAUUUUCAUUUGUAACUUAAAAACAAUGUUUGUACAAUAGUGUUUUUUAUGCAAAAAUGAAAAAAACUAUCUUUUAAAUAAUUGUAAAAGGGCCCACGCGAUAAUACUUACACGUUAACCUCCUCCGUAAUGCUGACGUUGAUCCAGACAUUCGCCUCUACUCAACUUCGAUCUAGGUUAUUUCUCUGCAAUUCAAAGCUCAAGACAAUCUAACAUAAAGUCAAAAGAUAUUCCGAAAAAGUGUUUCUCGGCUAUAUUGGUGUUUGACGGGCAGGGUAAUGACCAUGUGAAUUUUAAUAAAGCUUUUAUGUGGGAAAUGGUUGAUAAUUGACAGGAGUCGAUAACACCCUAAUUUGCUCUGGUACACCAAAGUACUGGGGGUAUUAUCUCUAUCAUGUGUCAUGCAUUUAUACAGAAAAUACAGUUAUAUAUGUGACCAUGGUCUGUUUAGUCUGAAGGGUUCUGACUAUCUGUUCACGAUUUCAUUUCUGUCUUGUUCUUGGUUGUUAAUGGACCAAGACAAAAAUAGAACAGCAGAUAGACAGUGUCUGAUUCUUUGGACUAGGUCAGUUAUGAGUCAAUAACAGUUUAAUGGUACAAGUAUGUUCUCUCUAUUUACCAGAUAUAGCCACACAUUUUUCUCAAAGUUAACCAUGCAAGAUAUAGGAAUCCAUGUACUCCUGCAGUGAUUGUGACAACAAUAAUUGUCACUAGUUUUAUUGUGUUCAAUGUGUACAUAUAUUAGAAGUGACUACUCUGUUAGUGUUAAGAUUUUAGCACAUAUAUAUCCAUUUCAUUUACAUAUGGUGUCUCCCUGCUUGUAAUGGUAAAACCUUCCAUAUUUUAGAGUAAUUGUGAUCAGUAAUCAAAUUACAUUAAUAUUCAUUAUAGUAUGAUAAGUAUAUUGAUGAAAAAGUGUAAGAGAAAAGACAUAGAUAUUGGCUGCAUGUUUUAAGUGUUACUAACAGCUGACAAACUACUGGUAUAUUUACCAGGAGAGUUUUAGUAAGAGUCAUGAAACUUGUUGUGUGGCAUUGAUGGAAAUGUUGUGUCUAAUAAACCUCAUUCAUCAUUUUUACUGUUUGUAGAAUCAAGCUUUCAUAAGUUAGUCAGAAGAUCAAAACAGCAUGCAAAUGGCUGAUUCACAAGAAACUUCCAGUUCAGGAGUGAACUCCACAACUGUAAUCAAACAAGGUUACGUUGAAAUGAAGAGCAAGAAAAUGUUUGGAUCAAAGAAGAGACGGUGGCUAGCCUUGUUUAAGGCUUCUAGUAAGGGUCCUACUCGUCUCAUCAAAUACGAAAGUGAAUGGAAGGCUCGCCGAGAUGAACCCUUGUCUAUCACUAAUCUCAUAGAAAUCAACACCAUUGUAAGGAUGGGAGAUGGGGCUUUUGGCAUAGUGCUACAAAUGAAUGAUCACACAUCGAAACAGUUCAUGUGUAAAACAGAUGAAGAAGCCAAAGAAUGGUUGCACCUCUUACAAAGCCUACAUAUAUCUGCAAGACGGAGAGAUUCAAUGCCAGGUGGGAUAUUCCGGACUUAUCUAAUGCCGAGUUCAACGCUCAACUUCCAGGGUGAGUGUGUCAUGGAAAUCUCAACGACAAGAGUUACGUUGUUUGAGAAUGAGAGGAAGGCUUCCAAAAUAGUUGUUUGGCCCAUCAACCACAUACGUAGAUAUGGCUAUGACAAAAAGAACCAGAGACUCUUCGUUGAGGCUGGCAGCCGAUGUGAUACAGGGGAGGGUAUCUACCUGUUUACUUCAAUAGAAGGUCAGCUGAUCAACGAUUAUCUUCAUAAACAAGCUGUUGCAUAUGGACAGAAUACAUGACUUAAGUCAACACACAAAUGUUAUUUAUAGUGGUCACCUGUAUCAGACAAGUAUUUGACAUCAAGAUUUAUCUGAUGUCAAUACACUUUCCAUGAACAAGAUUAUAAUUUGACCAUAAGAUUUAUGCAUGUCAUUUAAAAUUUAUCUGACAAGAACAUUUGACAUUACAAUUUGUCUGUAAUUUCAUAUUUAUUUAACAAGAGUAUUUGAUAUAAAGAUUUAGUAUAUUUCAAUUCACUUUUAUCAAACAAGAGUAUAUAUAAUAGGACAUGAAGAUUUAUCCAUGUCACUUCACAUUUAUCUGACGAAAGUAAUUGACAUCAAGAUUUGUCUAUGUCAUUUCACAUUCAUUGAAAAAGAAUAUUUGAUAUUUAGAUUUGACAUGUGUAUUUUUACCCUCUUGAUAUUUUCUAUAGUUAGAGGACUUCUGCAAGAGUUGAUAUUUAAUUUUAUUCAUGAUGUUCAUCUUUCCUAUACUUCGGCCAUGAUU
This is a messenger RNA of Ylistrum balloti, 2319 nucleotides long. RefSeq names its product docking protein 5-like. The record is from RefSeq and is a predicted model, not a curated record. Gene Ontology annotation, biological process: cell surface receptor protein tyrosine kinase signaling pathway; positive regulation of MAPK cascade. Gene Ontology annotation, cellular component: cytoplasm. NCBI's taxonomy places the organism in Eukaryota, Metazoa, Mollusca, Bivalvia, Pectinida, Pectinidae. The transcript has 5 exons. The coding region runs from base 1131 to 1829 and encodes 232 amino acids.